AUGGGCAACUGCUUAAGAUACAUCGACCCUUCGUUCGCUGGCCUUUCAAGGGACGUCGGAGUCGACAUCACGCCGGUUAAGGAAUCCAGACUGCCGAUUAUCUUUCUAAUCGGAGGCCCAGGAGCGGGGAAAAGGACACAAGGCAUCCGGAUAGCGCGGCACUACGGCUUCCUCGGCAUCGUGACCAGAGACCUGCUGCGGGACGAAGUGGCCACGGGCACGCAGCAGGCCGUCACCCUGGCCCGCUUCAUGUCGGAGAGCCGACUGGUGCCCUCGGACGUGAUGGUAGAGCUCAUCAAGGCGAGGAUGCUGAGCGGCUUAGACACCGCGCGUGGCUUUAUUCUCAGCGGAUUCCCCAGAGGAAAGGAGCAGAGCAAGUACUUCGACAGGCACGUCCGGCCGCCGGACCUCGUCCUCUACCUGUGCAUGAGGAACUCGGUGAUGACGGACAGGAUCCUAGCGAGGAUCGUCACCGCCACCGAGCGGCAGGAACGCAACUUCGACGAGAUCAAGAAACGCAUCAAGACCUUCAGCAAGCUGAACAAGCCGAUCCUAAGGCGCUACAGCAAGAAGCUGUGCGUCAUCGACGGCGAGAAAGAGGAGUCGGUUGUCUUCGAGGACAUCUGUCGCGCGAUCGAUAACGUUCUGAUGAGCGGCCCGAGUACAUCGCCGGCGAAAGAGACCAAGUAG
Harpegnathos saltator (Jerdon's jumping ant) is the source of this 690-nucleotide messenger RNA. RefSeq names its product adenylate kinase isoenzyme 1. The transcript is spliced from 2 exons. The record is from RefSeq and is a predicted model, not a curated record. Gene Ontology annotation, biological process: nucleobase-containing compound metabolic process. NCBI's taxonomy places the organism in Eukaryota, Metazoa, Arthropoda, Insecta, Hymenoptera, Formicidae. Gene Ontology annotation, molecular function: nucleobase-containing compound kinase activity; ATP binding. The coding region runs from base 1 to 690 and encodes 229 amino acids.